AUGGAGUGUCCGCAUCUUGCACAGAGUGUAAGACUUGGGAGUAAUGAUAUUGAAUGGAAUGACAUAAAAAAUUUACCUUUCGUUUGUGCAGUAUGUGGAACGGAGAAAAGUACGUGGCUAUGCUUACACUGCGGGAACGUACAUUGUGGGCGUUACAUGUCUGGCCACGCACUGCAACAUCAUGAGAAAAAUACUCAUCACUGCGUAUGCAUCGACUGCGAAAAUUUAUCUGUAUUUUGUUAUUCAUGUGACGAAUAUGUUGUUAAUGAUACAUCAACCGGACAAAUAGAAAAAAUUCGUCAAAAUACAUUUCGCAAAGCUGAACAUAAAGAAAACGAUGAAAAUUGGAGUUCAUCGUCCUCAUCAGGAUUAGACAAUGGAAAUGGAGAUACUGAUUCAGAUGCGAUAUGGAAAAAUGAAGUUGUUGUAAGAAAUUUGCGACCUCGUACUCGCAAGAGACUUCAUUCGUUUGAUGAAACAAGCGGUGAUAAUCGACCAGUUCCCAAACGACGAAGUUCCAAGGCUACCAAAGAGAAAAAAGUUGUUGGAUUAAGAAAUCUCGGCAAUACAUGUUUUAUGAAUGCUGUACUUCAAUCAUUUAAUAACAUCAGCCAUUUUUGUGAGUACCUUACGCAGAUGCCAAGUCUUGAGGGCAUUGCCUUUGAUGAACCGCCAACUCAUAGAGGACGGAUUGUUGCUCCCGGUAGAGCUAAAGAACUAAGCGAUGCAUUACUUGCUGAAGAACUUAGAAAGGUUUUACUAGGAUUGAGUUUAGGUAGUUCAAAUGGUCAAGCAAUAUCACCAGAAUGUCUCUUUUUAGUAAUUUGGAAAGUGGUCCCACGUUUUAGAGGCUAUCAACAACAAGAUGCUCAUGAAUUUCUCACUUAUAUGCUCGAUAGACUUCACACAGAGUUAUUGCAACUCUUACCAAGACUUGGUCACGAACCACUAGGACUUCGUGGCAAACAAAGUAUCGUUACUGCAGUAUUUGGUGGCGCUUUACUCAGUGUGGUACAUUGCAUGAACUGUCGAACAGAUUCAAAAACCCAUGAACCUUUUCAAGAUCUUUCUUUGGAUAUUCCGGAUAAAUUUCAGAGAAGAACAGCAACAAAAGAGCAAGAAGAAGUGUGCAGUUUGACAUUCAGUCUCUCUCGUUUCUUCAAAGUUGAGGAGCUAGCUGAUAGUGAACUUUACUACUGUAAUAACUGUAUGGGAAAACAACGAUCUACUAAAAGGUUCUGGAUUCACAGGCUGCCUAACGUGUUGUGCCUUCACAUAAAAAGAUUUAGGUGGUGCAACUCGUAUCGCUCCAAGGUGGAUACACAAGUUGAUUUUCCCAUGGAAUCACUUGAUAUGUCAACAUUCACCGUGUGUGGAUCUGCUGGCGUUAAGAUUGGUGCCCAAAAUAGCCAUCUCUAUGAUCUAGCUGCCGUUAUUGUUCAUCAUGGAUCAGGUGCGGGCACUGGACAUUAUACUGCCUUUGCUGUUCACGAUGGCCAGUGGUUUCAUUUCAAUGAUAGUAGCGUACGUCCAGCAAGCACUGAGUCUGUUGCCAAGUGCAAGCCUUAUAUUCUCUUUUACGUACGCAGAGAAUUUUCAAUUCCACCGCCAUUGUGA
Cotesia congregata is the source of this 1617-nucleotide messenger RNA. NCBI's taxonomy places the organism in Eukaryota, Metazoa, Arthropoda, Insecta, Hymenoptera, Braconidae. The record is from the annotation of a GenBank genome assembly.